Molecule: messenger RNA, 984 nt
Organism: Yarrowia lipolytica CLIB122
Lineage: Eukaryota; Fungi; Ascomycota; Dipodascomycetes; Dipodascales
Biological process (GO): beta-D-galactose catabolic process via UDP-galactose, Leloir pathway; glucose metabolic process
Molecular function (GO): carbohydrate binding; aldose 1-epimerase activity
Source: RefSeq, a predicted model, not a curated record
AUGACCUUUUGCAACACGGGAGCAACGCUCCAGAGCUGGGAAAAUAGCAUCCUCGGGUUUGAAAACCACACAAAUUACCUGAACCGACAAAACCCCUACUUUGGAGCUACAAUUGGCCCGGUAGCUAACCGGCUAUACCAACCAAACGGUAUCCUGUUGCACGGCGGAAAAGAAGGCUGGUCCUGGAAGAAAUGGAACAAGAGCUCCCCCGCCGCUGCUGAAAAUAGUAACGUGACCAAAUUUGAGCUCAGAGAUACCCACAUCACCGCCCACGUGACAUAUACGCUGACUAAGUCGCCCGACAAGAAGACGUCCCAACUGGAAAUCGAAUACUCCGCCAACAGUAAUGAGCUGGGUAAGAGCAUGCCGAUUAGCAUGACAAAUCACAGCUACUUCUGCUUGGACAAAGACGGUGCCGAAGGUGAGGGUCACGUGACCGUCGACGACCACGAGCUCUGGCUGUGUAACGAUCAUGUGAUUGAACAUAAGGACGGUCUGCAAUCGGAGCCUCCUACGGGCGAGCUUGUCCGAUGCGAGGCAUUGUUGAAGGCGGGGGCGGGUGAGUCACGUGACACAUUCUCGUCACUUGGUCGCUUUUCGGACUUGUCUUCACUUGGUGGGACGUCCAUCUCCCUCAAUGGAACUGUUCUCGACCACACUUUUGCUGUCGAUAACGACAGGCUUUCACGUGAUGCCAAGCUCGAUACCCGUGAUGAUCCAUUAGUCAGCGUUGCAAUUUUGUCACGUGGAAAGACCCGUCUGACCGUCAAGACCACCGAGCCCUGUUUCCAGGUCUAUACCGGCGACUACAACAAUGUGGAACUGCUUCCCGGCGAGUCACGUGACUUUGGUCGACGUUCUGGGGUUGCGAUUGAGUGUUCUCGCCCCACGAAUGCUUGGAAUGUUCCUGGGUGGCAGCCGUGGGUUGAUUUGGGUCAGGGGGAGUAUGGUGCUAAGAUUAUCUAUGUUUUGGAGCGGGAGUGA